AUGGAGAAAAAGGUUCUUCAAAAUGUUGACUCUGUGUUUACAGCUAAGUGGCAGUACGAGCUGAUGCUCGGGACAAAGGGAGUCAUGCAGGUUGGUUGGGCAACGAUGGGCUGCCAGUUCUCUCAAGAAAAAGGAGUAGGUGACACUCCUGAUUCUUAUGCCUAUGAUGGAAAUAGACAGCGAAAGUGGAAUGUGGCGACCUACAAAUAUGGAGCAAUGUGGCAAUGUGGAGAUAUUAUUUCUUGCACCCUGGACCUUGAGGAAGGAGUUGUGAAGUUUUAUAGAAAUGGUAAGUCACUUGGUCCAGCCUUCAGCAAUGUCAAAACUGGUCCUGGUGUGGCAUAUUUUCCAGCCGUUUCCUUAGCUCUUGGCGAAAACCUGAUUGUCAAUUUUGGGGCUACACCUUUCCGUUACCCACAGUUUGGUUUCUCCCCUCUUGAAGCCCCUCCCUCGAGUGAUCUGGUGAAAGCUCACCGAUGUGUCUCUUGGUUAAUAAGCUUAGUUGACCUACAAAGCAGUUGGCCUCAGGAGCAGCUAAAUGGAGGACGUUGGAAAGCGUGUAUACUCAUUGUUGUGCAGCAUAUUGCUGCACAUUUGGGUCCAUUAUUAGCUACCCCAUAUAUUGUAGAGGCCUGUCUUGUUCCUGCUUUAGCAGAGAUGGCAGAAGUAUCACAAGAGACACAAGCCAGCUCACAUAGGCUGGGCACUAUUGGGCUCAACCUACCAAAAGCACACAUCCUUUUUGACUUUCUAAUGGCUUCUCUGGAGAGUCAUGAACUUCUCAAGUGCCUGGAAAAUCUCAUCAUCUGUCUGCUAACAGGCCACAAGCAGGCAGCAGAAAAUAUUCAUUUUCGUGGCCAGAAAUACAAUCUCCGUUUGUUGUAUGUCCUCCUUUCUCAUACUAGCCUCAGGAAGUACUGCCUCAGCCACAUACUGUUUGAUAAAGUCAGGUUUCCCAGUUUUCUUAAUAUGAAGACAAUUGAUGAAGAAGGCCUUAGUGAAGUAGUCCCCUCUGUCUGGUGGAGCUCAAAAGAUGGCGCUGUCAUCACUGGUUGCAAGCAAGCGUAUGAUGACUCCUGUAACAUAAUCCAUACUGCUGUAAAAGAGGUUGAAGAGAUACAGGUAUCUAUCCUGCGGCAACUGUUAAGCGUGAAUGAUGCUCCCAAUUAUCAGGAUUCCAGCAGAGCUCUGUUUUUAGCCAAGUUUCGAACCUUUCUUAAGGAGCAUGCACCGGGAUCUCGGGUACCUGUUGUUGGAUACACACCACUUCCAGUCAUUCUUUGCCUUUUCCAUCGCCUUCUGACUAUCUUCCAUGAGCUGUGGAAAAUUGAGGCUCGGGAAGCUGAAGUUAUAAUCCCACCUCGACUCUUCUAUGAUAGAUCCAUUAAUUACUUUGAUACACAUCGGCUAGGUGGGCUUGAAUCUCACCUAAUGAAGACUCUGAAAAAGGAGUUGGCCAAAGCCCUCCCAGUCAGUCAUGCAGAUACUUCUAAGGUAAUAAGUGAAUUAGACAAUGCAACAGCUGGUGUCAGUUCUGCAGAAGAUAUGAAAAUUAUACACAACAACGAGCCCUCAACAUCAGGAGCAGUGUUGGGUAAGGCACUAGUGUCAGGAGAGAGUUCUAUAGACAGUGGCAUGAGAGUUGUCAACGUUACUCCUGGAGAUAUAGAAGACAAGCCUAGCCACAGUGGAAACUCCAGAAUGAUGCGUGAUUCCCUCCUCCACCUACUUGAUGGGAUUAUUCUGCUGUACCACAUUGGUGCACACAAGCAGCUUGGGAAAGUGGCAGCACAGAGAGAUUCCAUGAAUGAUAAUAUAACACAUGUCUUAGAAAUUGAUAAAAAAUUAGAGUACUGCAGAGAAAAGGGUUCAAGUACAAGUCAGCUGAAAGAGCUUAUUGGAUCAAGGGAUGUCUUUAUGAAUAAGCUGCAGGAGCAGGCCAGGCAACAGGCAUGGGUGAUAGCAGCCAUCCACUCUACAGAGAAGUACUCUCACCUGGUAUCUCUCAUGCAGGUUAUCCUCUCAACACUCAAAGCUGCUUCCAGUGAAGGGGAAUUAUUUGGAUUUGUGCCAGACUUCUACAUAGAAAGUUUAACUGAAAUGUGUACAGCAUUGCGACUCUAUUUCACAGUACCUCCAGAGAGUAUAUUAAGCUCUCAGUGUCUUCUCACAAGUGUGGGAGAGUUCCUUGCAUUACACUUCUGUGACUCGAGAAUUGUGUAUGCUGAUAGCAAAGAUUCCCUUAUCCAAGCCCUCGCAGGUUUUGUUUGUCACCAGACAACUCUGACUGCCCUGGAAAAUAUGCCAGAGGCGAGUCGGCAACAAAUGGUUCGUAACUUACUCCAGCCUUAUGAAAAUCGUGCCUGGGCUCAAAAUAACUGGAUUCUGGUGCGUUUUUGGAAAGGCUGUGGAUUUGGGUUCCGCUACACAAGAAGUCCCCACAUGACCAAUAAAUUUGGUCCAAAGCCAGCCCACACCGACAAUCCGAACUUCACACAGACAACAGCUCCCUGCCCUUCGCCAGUUUUCCAAAGGCACGUGGUGGAAGUGCUGGAGAGUUCUUUAGAUGUGGCAACACCCUUCCUAAACUCCCUACUUAAUCAGCUCAACUGGGCCUUUUCAGAGUUUAUUGGAAUGCUGCAGGAGAUCCAGAAUGCCUCAAACCGUCCUGAACGUGUGUUUAUAGAUUCGAGACAGCUCCGAAUUUGUGCCACAUGUUUUGAUUUGGCCUUGGCUCUCUUACGAGUUUUAGAGAUGAUUGUAAACAUAGCACCUCAACUGUUUACAAAUUUUUCCAGGCCCAAUGCUGAACUGCUUUUGUCAAGAUUAUGUCAGUUAUUAUGUCAAGUUCUUAACCGUGUAAGUGGAUGGUCUGGAUGCUUUGGACACGUUGUAGGCCUAGAGAUACCAGGAUUAGAAACUAUUCACCAGUACCCCAUACUUACAGCAGUGACUGGGAUCCUAGUGACUCUCAUCAGUCAUGAUUUUGUACAAGUAAACCCCAAAGCCCAAGUGGCAACAAGAACAUUACUGAAUGAACCCAGUUUCCAGUUAAGUUCUGUAUAUCAACUCCUUGGUGGUCAAGAUGUCUUGAAGCCCUCUGCAACCAGUGCAUAUGCAGGUGCAUCUGCCCUAUCAUCAGCUUCAGCCUCAGACAGAGCGCGUCGGCUAAAUGAAGAAUGCUCCAUUAACUUAGAAUGUUUGCAAUUUUCAGCACUUGCAAGGGGAGCUAAUUCUCAUGCAAAUAACAGUUCAGGCAUCAAAUUUUCAUUAAGAAAUUACCUUGAUGAUGUUACUAGUUCUGAAAUAAGCCAAGUGGAGAGGGUCAUCAUGCAUCUUGAAGCUUGUGUUGAGAGCCGUGGAGAACCCACUUCAGGAGAUGAUGAAGAUACUUUAUGUACAAUUUGUUAUGCAUAUCCUGCCUCUGCAGUGUUUCAACCCUGCACGCAUUCGUCCUGCAGGGCAUGUGUGACACAGCAUUUGAUGAACAGGUCUGACUGUUUCUUCUGCAAAACAACCAUACAGGUAGUAACUGAUCAGAGUACCGGAAUAAUUGUGUAUCAGGCCCAAAGUUUGGUUAAAACCUCAGACCAGAAGCCAAAAUAGCCAUUCUUCAGUGUGUCACAAAAGGCACCUUGGCACAUGAGGACAUGGACUUUUGAAAACUUAAGUUCCCCAUUAUUAGCUGGUAACCGAUGCAAAAGUUGUUUAUUAUACCGGUGAAUAUUUCUGAAGUUACUGUACAUCCAAUGUGUAAAUAGUGUGAAAGAACAGUCAUAAAAUGUAUAGUGUAAUAAAAAACUUGAUGCUGCAAAUAAAGGUCAAGAUUAUGAAUUCCUGUACUUAGCAGCCUUGAGAUAUGCAUAAUAGUACUUACCAACAUUUUUAUAACCUAAAACUUAAAGGAUCUACCUCUGUAACAGUGGUUCCAAGACUGAGAAAUUGUCAUAAAUGCACAUGCCUGCAACUUUGACAUAAUUAUCUAUGUGAUUUUUUUAUCAAUAGUCCCGCCAGAAAAUAUUUUGCGUGGGCAUCUUUUUUAAGUACGAAACAAUUCAUUAUGGUGUAUGAGGAAAAAAGAAAUUACUUCUCAGAAAAACUAUUUGUAUGAGUGAUAUGAGUCAGUCCAGUUGGUAAGUAACUAGUUAAGGGAAAAUUUCUCAUUCAUUAAAACAGUCUGAUAAAAAUGACAUGAAGCUGAAGCACAUUAAUUGUACUUGAGUAAUUGAAACUUUCAGGGUGUGUCGACACUUCAUAACAAUGUAAAUUAUGUUUCAGUUACUACUUAAAAAUAUAAACUUUUACAUGUAUGCCACCUAGAUGUAGUUGAAAAUUGGUGAAUGUGGUAAAUUUUACUAGUUCAGAAAAAGUAUUUAGUAUUUGAGUUUAUUAUUUAUAGUUUUUCUUUCUUUACAAGUACAGUAGGACCGUCGUAUCCUCCAGUUCAGUUUCCACUGUUUGUUAUUUAUUUUUUUUUUUAUUAACAUAUCGGCCAUUUCCCACCAAGGUAGAGUGGCCCAAAAAGGAAAAGCUUUCACCAUCAUUCACUCCAUCAGUCUUGCCAGAGGUGCACUUACACUACAGUUAUAAAAUUGCAACAUUAACACCCCUUCUUCAGAGUGCAG
Molecule: messenger RNA, 4625 nt
Organism: Cherax quadricarinatus
Lineage: Eukaryota; Metazoa; Arthropoda; Malacostraca; Decapoda; Parastacidae
Source: RefSeq, a predicted model, not a curated record